AUGGACGUUCCCAAUCUCGGUCAGGCUAAGAACAAUCAAGACUCCGAAGAUGCCAAAAUUGCUGUCUUGUUCUCAGGAGGCUUGGACUGCACAUUGCUUGCUCGACUAGCUCACGAUUUAUUACCACCGAGCCAGCCCAUCGAUCUGCUCAAUGUUGCUUUCGAAAACCCUCGAUCUAUGGUAGCCGCCUCCGGAAAAGAUCCAGCCGCUUCUGCAUAUGAAAGCUGCCCAGAUCGUAAAACUGGUCGCUCUUCUUAUCUUGAAUUGCUCCAGAUUUGUGGUGGGCGGAAGUGGCGAUUUAUCGCAAUAAAUGUACCAUACAAGGAAAGUGAGAGUCAUCACAGCACCAUUGCCGGAUUGAUGGCUCCGCAUAACACAGAGAUGGAUCUUUCUAUUGCAAAAGCACUCUACUUUGCUGCCCGAGGUCAAGGACAGAUUAGGAAUCCCAUAUCUGGACAGGAUCAUCCGUACUCAACAGACGCUCGGGUGCUGCUAUCAGGACUCGGAGCCGAUGAGCUGUUUGGAGGUUACAGACGUCACGCAACAGCUUAUGCUCGGGAUGGGUAUCCAGGUUUGAUCGAGGAGCUAGACCUUGACAUUCAACGACUCGGACAGCGGAAUCUAGGACGAGAUGAUAGGGUCAUCUCCCACUGGGCCAAAGAGGCACGAUAUCCAUACCUUGACGAGGAUUUCAUGAAGUGGACUUUACAACUGCCUGUUUGGGAGAAAUGUGGAUUUCGCCCCAACAGUGCUGGCACCGUGGUGUCCAAGGAAAAUAAUCAUUCGCCACCGAUCUUGGACCCUGCGAAACAAGCACUUCGACUCCUAGCAUGGCGUACAGGAAUGGAACAGGUAGCCAGAGAAAAGAAAAGAGCCAUUCAAUUCGGCGCGAGAACUGCAAAGAUGCAGAUUGGGAAAGGCAGGAAGAGGGGCACGGAUCUCAUUGAUGGAUGA
Messenger RNA from Endocarpon pusillum Z07020, 954 nucleotides. RefSeq lists its product as uncharacterized. Bases 1 to 954 code for a protein of 317 amino acids. NCBI's taxonomy places the organism in Eukaryota, Fungi, Ascomycota, Eurotiomycetes, Verrucariales, Verrucariaceae. The transcript has a single exon. Gene Ontology annotation, molecular function: asparagine synthase (glutamine-hydrolyzing) activity. The record is from RefSeq and is a predicted model, not a curated record.